GAACAGGUUCGGACAAAUCCAAAUGCUAACACAAAUGGCCUCAAAUGUCGGAAAUCGAAUCCGAUUCCUGAGUCUCGGGAAGCUUCCACACGUAUCUGCUUCAGUGUCGAGAACCACCCAUAAUCCUCGAAGCCUCUCCCUUCUUCUCCUUCAUCCUCCUGUUCUUCCGCUUCGUCGUCGUUGCAUCUCCAUCGUUCAUCGUCGUCCUCUUCUUCGCCUUCGCUCGUCUCCUCCUCUAUCCUCCAUGUCAUCUCAGGCUGAAUCUGGAGCUCCCCAGCAAUCCGAUUCUUCAAAAACGGUGAGGAUGGUGAUAAAGGGAAGAGUGCAGGGAGUUUGUUACAGGAACUGGACGGUUGAGAAUGCUGAGCAGCUCGGGCUCAAGGGAUGGGUUAGGAACCGCAGAGACGGUUCGGUGGAAGCGCUCUUCUCUGGACCAACUGAAGCCGUGGAAGAGAUGCAGCAGAGGUGUCGCCGUGGCCCUCCUGCAGCCAUGGUUACUGGAUUGGAGGCUUUCCCUUCCAGUGAAGAACCAGGAACAGGUUUUGAAUACAGAUCAACUGUCUGAGAAAGAGAGAGGGAGUGGGUUCCCUUGAAUGUUAGCAAUGGUUAUGGAUAAUAAAGAUGUAACACGUGCCAUUUAUAUAUCUAUGCGUCUUUGAUCAA
Brassica oleracea var. oleracea is the source of this 663-nucleotide messenger RNA. RefSeq names its product acylphosphatase. The record is from RefSeq and is a predicted model, not a curated record. The transcript has 2 exons. Lineage: Eukaryota; Viridiplantae; Streptophyta; Magnoliopsida; Brassicales; Brassicaceae. Gene Ontology annotation, molecular function: acylphosphatase activity. Bases 23 to 565 code for a protein of 180 amino acids.